AUGUUCAAUCUGCUUAGUUCCGGCGUACCGGAUACGCCCGUUGCGACGAGAGUUGAGGGGUCUGGUGGCGGUGGCGGCGGCCGUCGCGGUGGCGGAUCGGGCAAUGUCAGCGCCGGCGGCGGCUCAGGCAGUGGCGCCGGCGGAUCGGGCAGCGGCGUCGGGUCCGCGACUGGCGGAGCUUCCAGCGGCUCAGUUCCAGCCGGACGGCAAAAGGCCACGCACUACACCAAAGAGGAGUCUGUUGCUGUGGCUAGGGCGUGGGAUGCCGCCACAUCCGACCCCAUAGUGGGCACCGAUCAGAACACGCUGGGCUUUUGGAAGCGCGUCGUAUCAGCGUACAACGAGCUCAAACCUCGCGGUGCCAAAUCGCGUGACGCGGAACAGCUCCGCAAGAAGUGGUCUAGGAUUCUGCCGCCCACCCGGCGGUUCGCGGGCAUAUACUAG
This is a messenger RNA of Salvia splendens (bonfire salvia), 444 nucleotides long. Its product is annotated as calpain small subunit 1-like. The transcript has a single exon. Bases 1 to 444 code for a protein of 147 amino acids. The record is from RefSeq and is a predicted model, not a curated record. Lineage: Eukaryota; Viridiplantae; Streptophyta; Magnoliopsida; Lamiales; Lamiaceae.